AUGUUAGUUGGUGCUGAAUUUAAUGGUGAUGUUCGUGGUUCAAUUGGACACAGGGGCCUGAAGCGUCCCAGGCAUUCCGGAUCGUCGCAAACUGUGAAAAUCAGAGAAGAUCCUUCUGAGGGAUGGAAACCGAUUCGCAUUAAACUUGUCUCUGAUCAUUUGAAAAAGGGUGAACAUCACUGUUCAGAUAAAUUGCCUUCGAUUAAAACCUUAUUGAAUGAUGAUUUUAAAUGUACAACUGAUGAUAUCUUGACAGAAGAGAAAAGGAAAAUUCUUGUUGAAGAGAUUCUCCCUGAGGCAGUUAAACUGCACAAAGAACGCCUUUUUGUUAAACCAUUGAAGGGUCCUAUUGUCGUGCCGGAGUUCACCAAUAAAGAUGGUCUUUGCUCCAAGUUUAUACCGGAAGCUCAUAAAACCAAUGGUGUUGACGGUGCUGAUAUGGUGCUGUUCGUUGCAGCUACACCGACCACUGAGGAAACAUUCGUGUGGGCGGCAACAUGUGCGAAAUUGGAUUCUGAUGGGCGUCCAGUUGUUGGAAUCAUUAAUUACGGUCCACGGUAUAUUGUGGCUACACCACAGCGUGUCCGCGUUGCUGCUCAUGAGAUUGCCCAUGCACUUGGAUUCAAUCUCCCUGAGAUGGAAAGGAAAGAGUUGGUGGGUAAAGGGUUUACGUUACGUAAUAAGUCAAACGUUGCGCUCGUUACCUCUGACAACACACGGAGAGAGGCCAUAGAUCAUUAUAACUGUGAUACUGCAGAGGGUAUGGAACUACGAGGUGUGCCAAAUCCGUUUUUACGGCCUCCAACAAAUGGCGGUAGUACGCAUGGAGGACGAACAAAUGCAGGUAGACAACAACCACCACAUCGACUACGACCACACUCUGGAGCUAAUGCGAACGGAAUAACUGGUGGUACAAUGCAUGGAAGACUACCAAAUCCAUCAUUAGUUAGACAACAACGACAGCCACGAUCUCCUUCUGGUGCAGCACGACCACUACGACCAGAAGGACCAGCGGUGCUCGCUCUGACUGCAAGUGUACAAGAGGAAUAUGAAGUGGGAGAAUUACACAGUAAUGCUAUGGAUGGUCGUUUUGCAGGGGAGGAGUCUGUUGGCAGUGUUGUGGAAGAGAGACGUGAAGAAGAGGGUUCCAGUGAUGCCAAGUUUACACAGAAUGUACAUCAUUCAUCAAAUGACAUCUCGAAAAGACGUUCACUACACGUUCAAGCUGCAAUGAUGGCAUCUGAAAACAAAUGCGCAAAGGGCAGACGAGUGGAGAAUGCGGCGGGUGCUACAGAGUGUAUUGUUGAGGCAGUACGACCUCCUCCAAGCGGUGAAAAAAUAAUUACACUGUCACACUGGAGUCGACGCAACGCCAAGGACGAGUUGAUGGUUGGUCUCGUCGGUGCUGGUUACUACACCGCACUCACAUUGGGCGCUUUCGCUGAUCUGGGCUACUACAAAGUUGAUUGGACAAUGGCAGAACAGAUGAGUUGGGGCAAUAACGCUGGGUGUGAAUUCUUGAAUAAUAAGUGCGUUAACAGCGGGGAAACUGAUUUCUCUAACAUGUUCUGCACAACCAAAUCCACUGACAGUUCUGAUUCACCUGCAGGACUACAGUGCACAUCUGACCGCCAGUCGCUGGGGAGGUGCAGCAGCAUUGGAGCUAUCCCCGUUAAGAAUGAUCUUCCGGUGGGAUUCCGAUACUUUUCUGACAGCAAAACGGUUGGUUCAGAAGCACGUGAACAAAUGGAUUUCUGCCCGUUUAUCACAGCAAACCAAGGUUACAGUUGCGUCACUGGUGAGGAGAAAAAUAAAAUGCCUGGAAGUGUAAUUGCUAACAACUCACGUUGUGUGGAGGGUAAGGAUCUAAAGACUAAAAAUGAUGCAGCAGUUGGUGCCGUGUGUGUGGAGGUGUCUUGCAAGUUCAACAAGGUAAGUGUGCGGUACAGUGGAAACAAUGACUGGCACAGUUGUCCUGAAGAAGAAAAUCUAACUUUGAAUGGGACUGUACUGCAGGGUAAAAUUGUGUGCCCCAAAUACGCUGAUGUGUGCAAUACAAUCAACAGAACUCUGGAUGAAUCACAAGGUCCAGCAUCAGACCCAGACCCUGUUAAGGCAAUCCAAACAAGUCAACCAGAAGUUGAGACAACGACUACACUCUCGGAAGGUACUCAACCCGCUACUGAAGCCACUGAAACCCCCAAACCAAGUGAAAGCGCUGGUACAAGUAACAAUGCUGGUAACCAGGGUGUGUCUGUGCCGGUUGUCCAAAAUGAGGCAAGUACGACUAAAGAAUCAAAACCCAGUGAAACUAAGGAAGAAAACAUUACCUCAUCUGUGAGUGGGCAGAAUAAUAAAAUUGUUGCGGGAAAAGGCAUUGAUGGUUCUUUUAAAGCUUCUGCUUUCGCGAGUGUUAUGUUUCUUUUCUUGACACUCUCUGUGAUAAUGUUGCCAUGA
Trypanosoma theileri is the source of this 2457-nucleotide messenger RNA. RefSeq names its product putative surface protease GP63, putative,metallopeptidase. Bases 1 to 2457 code for a protein of 818 amino acids. The transcript has a single exon. The record is from RefSeq and is a predicted model, not a curated record. Lineage: Eukaryota; Euglenozoa; Kinetoplastea; Trypanosomatida; Trypanosomatidae. Gene Ontology annotation, molecular function: metalloendopeptidase activity. Gene Ontology annotation, cellular component: membrane; cytoplasm. Gene Ontology annotation, biological process: proteolysis; cell adhesion.